AGGCCAAUGACCUGGUGAGCACUCUUAUGAAGUGCACUCCUCACUACAUCAGGUGCAUCAAACCCAACGAGACCAAGAAGCCCAAGGACUGGGAGGAGAGCCGGGUCAAGCACCAGGUGGAGUAUCUGGGGCUGAAGGAGAACAUCCGUGUGAGGCGUGCUGGCUACGCCUACAGGAGAAUCUUCCAGAAGUUUCUCAACAGGUAUGCGAUCCUCACCAAGGAGACGUGGCCUAGUUGGCGUGGCGACGAGAAGCAGGGUGUUCUCCACCUCCUGCGCACCGUCAACAUGGAGCAGGACCAGUACCAGCUGGGGAGGACCAAGGUCUUCAUCAAGGCCCCAGAGUCGCUCUUCCUGCUCGAGGAGAUGAGGGAGAGGAAGUUUGACGGCUAUGCCAGAGCCAUCCAGAAGGCGUGGCGCCAGUACGUGGCCCGCAAGAAAUAUGUGCAGAUGCGUGAGGAAGCAUCGGACCUGCUGGUGAACCGUAAGGAGCGUCGGAGACACAGUCUGAACCGUAACUUUGUGGGCGACUACCUGGGCAUGGACGACAGGCCCGAGCUCAGGCAGUUCUUAGCCAAGAGAGAGAAGGUGGAGUUCGCCGACAAGAUCACCAAAUAUGACCGGCGCUUCAAGGGCAUCAAGCGCGACCUGAUCCUCACGCCUAAGAGCGUGUAUCUGAUUGGCCGAGAGAAAGUCAAGCAGGGACCAGACAAGGGCCAGGUGACCGAGGUUCUCAAACGCAGAAUCGAGGUGGACAAGAUCUUAGCAGUGUCUCUGAGUACGCUACAGGAUGACUUCCUGAUCCUGCACGAGCAGGAGUAUGACAGCCUGGUGGAGUGUGUGUUCAAGACCGAGUUUGUGAGUGUGUUGUCACGCCGCUACGAGGAGAAGACCCAGAGGAAACUGCCCCUCAAGUUUGGCAACACGAUGGAGUUGAAGCUGAAGAAGGAGACGUGGGGGCCGUGGAGCGCGGGGGGGUCUCGCCAGGUGCAGUUCCUCCCCGGCCAGCAGGGGGACGAGGCCGUGCUCAAGCCCUCCAACAAGAUGCUGCAGGUCAGCAUUGGACCAGGACUGGCCAAGAACACACGACCCACCAAGAAGAACACCACCCAGAGUCGCCCCAGUGGCCAUCGAGGCCCCCACCACCACACCCCCACCAGGGUCGCCCCUGGCCCCCCCGUUGCCCAUCAGAAUGGUAGCGUGAAGAACAGCACUCACUCAGCCAAUCAGAGGAACUCCCAGCAUAGCAACCAGAGACCGCCCCCUAGCAACCAGGCCCGUCCGGUCCUGCCCACCCCUGGCGGUCCGAAGGAGAGAGGAAGCAGCAAGGCCCCGCCCAACCUAGACUGCCUCAGGGUGCCCGACCAGGGGGCCGCAGGAAGCCGACGGCCAUCCACAAAUGGAGGAAAUGCACACAGGCAGUCCACCCACAGGCCCCCCCCUGGCGCUGGCCGGCCCAAGCCCGCGCCCAAACCCAAGCCGCAGGUCCCUCAGUGCAAGGCCCUGUACGCCUACGACGCCCAAGACACCGACGAACUCAGCUUCAACGCCGACGACGCCAUCGACAUCAUCAAGGAAGAUGCUUCUGGAUGGUGGACUGGGAGACUGCGUGGAAAACAGGGCCUGUUUCCAAACAACUACGUCACCAAGAUCUAACACCAGCCAAUCACCAGCCUACCUCCACAUGAGGACCAAUCAGAGACCAGCACACACUUCCUGACAGGAAGAAGAUGCCACCACCCAUCAGAGCGAGAGAGAGAGAGAGAGAGAGAGAGAGAGAGAGAGAGGGGAUGAACGAGAUGAACGAGGACAAGAGACCAAGCCAGCUCUCCUUUGCUAUACACCCAUGAUGGACGCCUCUGCCUGUUGCCAAGGCAACCUAGAGGAAGUGCUGGCUCAUGACUUCCUGGUUGAGCAGACUCUUUCUCUCCAGGGCAACUGAUGACACAGACCCUGGGAGCACUGAACAAGAACAAACUAUUUAUUGUAUUUAUAGCUUUCUACAAACACACAUAUAUAUAUAUAUAUAUAUACUGUAUUUUGUUUUCACCAGACAACGUUUAAGGUGAGUUGAAUUUGAACAGGUGGAGUAUUUGGUUAUUGGGAAACCAGAUGAUUAUGAUAUUCUAUAUCUUAGUCUUUUUUUAGGAAAAAAGGUAAUGAAUUGUUGGCUUCCAAUGAAAAGUCCUGUGCUGUCAUCGUUUUAAAUGCCCUGGAUGUUUUGAUCUGUUAUAUUUGUUUUUAGCGGGAUUGUUUAGCUGCUAAACUGGACUUGAUGUCCUGCGUGUCUAAUAGGCCAGAGCCUGGUUUCUACCCGGCGUUUUUUCACACCUGAGGAAUUACAAUUGGCAUUGCAUUGGAUACAUUUCACUGCUGGUCA
Molecule: messenger RNA, 2379 nt
Organism: Clupea harengus (Atlantic herring)
Lineage: Eukaryota; Metazoa; Chordata; Actinopteri; Clupeiformes; Clupeidae
Gene: myo1ea
Product: myosin IEa
Exons: 13
Coding region: 27-1655 (542 amino acids)
Biological process (GO): endocytosis; actin filament organization; glomerulus development
Cellular component (GO): plasma membrane; myosin complex; actin cytoskeleton
Molecular function (GO): actin filament binding; microfilament motor activity; ATP binding
Source: RefSeq, a predicted model, not a curated record